AACGAAACGGCGGACAGAUUUGAAAGGGAUUACAAUUUUUACCGUGCCAUGCAGGUGAGUGACGUGCUCUCAUGACUUAAGGUUUAUGGUUACUGAUUACCUUCUUAGGCCAAUAAUAUGACUUUUUAUGAUGUCAGUAAGAAUGUUCGUAAACGUAGGGCCACUGUGAAUUUGUCAGCUUCCCUUGGUUGUCACAGAACCACUUAUAAUAGGAGGUGGAAAAGAAUGAGAGCUGCUUUAAUGAAAAAAUAUGACUUCCUUUCGUUCAGUGAGUUUGCUAAUGAAAGCACUCUAAAAGAAGUAAAGACGGAUAUCAAUUGUAAUGACGGUACUUCAACUGUAACACCAAGCACUAACAACAUCAACCAAAGGCUUGAAGACAACAGUGGAUCUCCUGAAGUGGACUUGUGCUCUCAUAAUUUCGUAAAUCGCAAACAACUGAUGAACGACUUCAUGAUGUAUCUAGUGUCAAAUACAUCUCUCAGCAUAAGAGAUGCUGAUCGGGUUUUGUAUGGUUUACGAUUUCUUAUCCCGGACAUACCGAAAAGCAUAAGAGGUGUCCUAAAGACGUGUCCAAGUGUUCAACCAAAGUUUAUCGGCAGUGGGGUUUAUUACCAUCUAGGAUUGAAAACCAACACCUCAACGGAUGAAAACACUUUGCCACUUAACACUGAGAAGCCAAAAAGAGGUGUAAUGAAGCGUAAAGAAGAUUUUCUCUACAAUUCAGUCGACAUGGAUGUGGCUGAGAUGCAGGCUAAGAAUGUCCCCGUACAAUAUCCCAAAUUCCGUGUUUUCGAAAAAUUCAUAUCGCCGAUCGCCAAUUCGACACAAUUAGAGACAUCACCUUCGACAUCGGAAUGUAAGCAUGUUGGUGGCGCUAUAGUGGACCAGUAAGUAACCUGCAUCAUGUAGUGACCUUUUUCGGCAGUGAAAGAUUGUGUACACUGGUGCUGAACAUGUCGUCAGCUAUCAGUGAACUGACAAAAACGAUUAACAACAUGUCGUCCGCCGUUAUUGACUUGAAUGCUAAUGUAAACCAAUUGCUAUCGAAGUUUCAUGAACGCGAAAAACCGCAUCGAUUCGAUUGCGGACUGUCCAGUCAGCAGUUUCCUUUGUCAUCUGAAGAGGAACUGCAGAUGCUGGAUACCAGUUUGUCGCAGAAAGAAACCAGGGACAGAUUUGUAAGUCAUUAACAUAAAUUUAAUUAUUUGUGACGAUUACAGAUGGCAAUGGUCACUAGAUUAUCAAGUGACGACCCAAAAGCGUCCAUGCGGUUUGUUCUGUCGUAUCUGUUGACACCUAAGGUUGCCAGUAAAUUCACGUUACUUGGCACCUCUUCGAAACGAGCACUGCAGAAAUGCACGUUUUACGGCUGCAUUCGAAGUAACCUUUAUCUAUUACUUAAACUUCAGGUGCUUUGACUCAUCGCUUUUUGUCAUCCUCUGUCAACGAAAAAGACCUUGGUAAGCUCUACGACAUCGCGACCCAAGGUUACUUUCACGACAUCCGAGACAAGAUGAUAAAACGUAAUAAGAGAAAAGAUAACCAGGUAUGUACUGAUUCAAAGUGAUAACCUCCCUACGGCUCUAUAGUUACAGUCAAUAAUAUUAACGAACAUAACCGUAAGUUCAGCUUCAAGUAUUUGGCUGUGCCAAAGCAUAUCAUUGAGAUAUGGUUGUGACUUUUUUUUUAAAUUCAGAAUUCACAGGACGACUACCACAAUUCCGAAUAGUCCGUGCAAUUGUUUUGAUGUUCUACCUCGAUGUCAAUAAACAUUGUUCUUUCAAACAGCUUACUUUUUUACUUACUUGGGAAACUGUUGAGAGUGUGUGUUUGACUUUCAGUGAACUUUUGAUUAAAUGGACAUUCCUUAUGAAUAAAACAUAGCCUGUUCCUUCUUUUUCAGAUAAUUUUCAAUAACAAUGAAU
This is a messenger RNA of Schistosoma margrebowiei, 1928 nucleotides long. The record is from the annotation of a GenBank genome assembly. Lineage: Eukaryota; Metazoa; Platyhelminthes; Trematoda; Strigeidida; Schistosomatidae.